This is a messenger RNA of Scaptodrosophila lebanonensis, 2016 nucleotides long. RefSeq lists its product as uncharacterized. The transcript has a single exon. Bases 1 to 2016 code for a protein of 671 amino acids. Gene Ontology annotation, molecular function: serine-type endopeptidase activity. NCBI's taxonomy places the organism in Eukaryota, Metazoa, Arthropoda, Insecta, Diptera, Drosophilidae. The record is from RefSeq and is a predicted model, not a curated record.
AUGUUGCUUAAGGACUGCCUUGGGUUUGCCAUCAGCCUUUGGCUGUGUGCUGAGAUUUGCUUUGCAGCAGUACACGAAGACUUAAAGUGCGGUCUAUCGGGUGUGUACCGACAGCGACAGAGCGUGAUAGCGUCGCCCAAUUAUCCUAACAACUAUCCGAUGAAUACGUGUCUGGACUAUGUAAUAAGAUCGCCUUAUCGCUGCUCCACAAAGUUCCACAUACAAUUCCUUGACUUUCAACUGGAGUUAUCCGAGAACUGCAAAAAUGACUAUAUGGCUGUAGGCUUGCAGAAUGAUGGAGACGAUAUGGACGUGUUGUGUGGCCACGUUGUGGGUAUAAAGAAGUAUCGCACGCUUGACGGUGUGCUGAGAUUGCGGUUUUUUACUGACGACUCACCUUGGACCACGGCACGUGGCUUCAAGCUCAUAGUGACACGUCUGGCGUGCGAGCGGGAGGAUCUGUCGCGAGGCCUGGACGUUGAUGUCGAUGAAGAGGACACGGUGGAGAUCAAUUCCUUAAACCCGUCAAAAAAAUUACUAUCACCAGGUAUAUUUCAGCCACAAUUGUUCCAGAAUGUUAGUCAGCAGAGCCAGCACAUACCUCAAACUCGGCCGUACUUGAAUCCCAAUACACCUGCAUCUGCCUUAGACGGGAUUUAUCUGCCCGUCUACGGCAAUGGCUUAAGUUCAUUACCCGUUAGCACAGCCCAGCAUUGGCAAACCCCGGGCUCACCAUUGAUAGCCCAACCUUGCAUAAAUACUGAGCAGAACCACCAGCAGCUUCGACAACUCCAACAGCUGCAACAGAAACUACAGCAAGACCAGAACCAAGCUCUGCAACAGCAACUAAGCCAUCGUCCCGAUACAUCCGUACAAUUGUUGCCUCCCCAUGAAGUUCAACAACUACAACAUCAGCAAUUGCCCGCCAUAUCGGAUCAAUAUUUGACAAACGCAUUCCAACCCAUCGCCCCCACACUGAAAGACUAUGAUCCGCAGAGUCUUCAACAAUUUGGAGGGCAAGUGGAUUUGUGUUGCGCUACCAGCUUCAGUCAAGCCCACUUCUAUCUCUCUAGUCCGGGCUUUCCUCGAACCCUUUUCGCUAACUUCCUACCAACCCCACAACGCGACUGCGCCUUUUACAUCGAGAAAAGUUCUCCAAACGUCUGCCGUCUGCGUAUUAAUCUAAAAUACUUCGAUUUCGGGCAAAGCAGUGAGGGCGUGGGCAGUCAAUCUUUAAGUCCUGGAUUGCCGCAGUCGUUGGGCGUUCAGCGCAGCUGUACGCAAGAUUUUAUUGAGAUAGAUGGACAGCGCUAUUGCGGAUGUCGUUCCGGGAAUGUUCACAAGUCAUACUGGGGCGAAGGACGCAAAGCGCUGCGCAUGCGCGUCGGCUAUUCGGGACUGCAAUCUAAUGGAUUUCUGCUGGAGAUAUUCCAGGAUCAGGAUGAUAACGGCUGCCGCGAUACUGUGCCAUUGGCCCUUGGAAUUGGGGGCAACAUUGCAGGCAAUGUUGGGGGAAAUCUAGGAGGCAACCUUGGGAGCAAUUUUGGAGGCAACCUUGGUGGAAAUUUUGUUGCUGGUUUUCCGCAAUUUCUUCAGCAACCCAACGUAGGACUCUGGCCACCCCGUCCGUUGUGGCAAGCUUCAGGAUACGGCUAUCCACUACAGCAAUUCCAACAGUUUCCUUUACCACUUACCCCUUACCGACAGGGUAGGGAAGUGGCUUGGGCACGCGGCUUGGAAGCCCAUCAGCCCACUCGAGUCAUUGAGACAAACUCUACGCACAAAGAGUUCUACUAUUACGAUGCUGAUGAGGCGUUUGCGCGUGCGGCCGCCACAGGAAAGAGGGCGGAGCAGUCAGAUGGAACGGGCAGCCAAGUUAAUAUCAAAGCCUUUGAGCAGAGCAGUUGCUCCUUCGACUACAUGGAGGUGCUGAAGCUUUCUGUGGACACGCUUUGGCUUACCAAACCGCUGUGCUUUGCGCCGUUUCGGACAUGGCUAAGCAAUAUUUUCGGGUAG